Psammomys obesus (fat sand rat) is the source of this 1157-nucleotide messenger RNA. It is a transcript of the gene Cryba1, whose product is annotated as crystallin beta A1. The coding region runs from base 412 to 1059 and encodes 215 amino acids. The record is from RefSeq and is a predicted model, not a curated record. Gene Ontology annotation, biological process: lens development in camera-type eye; visual perception. The transcript is spliced from 7 exons. Lineage: Eukaryota; Metazoa; Chordata; Mammalia; Rodentia; Muridae. Gene Ontology annotation, molecular function: structural constituent of eye lens.
CUGGAACACACAGCUGCGGGGAGACGAAGUCCAGCAUGGAAGAGUCAGUCUGCUUGUGGUGUGCAUGCAAAAGAAGAUAGCUAGAAAGACUCUGCAGUGCCAGAUGGAACAGGAGCUUUCCGUGAAAAGGCAGACUGGAGGCUCCUGGGAGGUCUCCUCAGGCAUGCUGGCUCCCAGCUGCUCUGAGAAGACCUUCCUAGGCAGCCAGCCCUGCCCAAUAGCAGGGCCUCUGCAUUUCUGUAACCCUAAACAAAGCCCCCAGGGACACCCCACACACACCCAGGAGGCUGAGCCACUAAAGCUCCGGGGAUCAGGAGAAACAAAGAGAGAGGGGAAAGAGAGUGCUGACAGAGCCACUGGCCAGCAGCUGCGGAACUAUAAAGAGAGGACCCACAGAGGAAGCUGCACCAGAUGGAGACCCAGACUGUGCAGCGAGAGCUGGAAACUCUUCCAACCACUAAGAUGGCUCAGACCAACCCUAUGCCAGGUUCCUUGGGACCAUGGAAGAUAACCAUCUAUGAUCAGGAGAACUUCCAGGGCAAGAGGAUGGAGUUUACCAGUUCCUGCCCAAAUGUCUCUGAGCGUAGUUUUGAUAAUGUCCGGUCUCUUAAGGUGGAGUGUGGCGCCUGGAUUGGUUAUGAGCACACCAGCUUCUGUGGGCAGCAGUUUAUCCUGGAGAGAGGAGAAUACCCUCGAUGGGAUGCCUGGAGUGGGAGCAAUGCCUACCAUAUUGAGCGUCUCAUGUCCUUCCGCCCCAUCUGCUCUGCUAAUCAUAAGGAGUCUAAGAUUACCAUCUUCGAGAAAGAGAACUUCAUCGGGCGCCAGUGGGAGAUCUGUGAUGACUAUCCUUCCUUGCAAGCCAUGGGCUGGUUCAACAAUGAAGUUGGUUCCAUGAAGAUACAAUGUGGGGCCUGGGUCUGCUACCAGUAUCCUGGAUAUCGUGGUUAUCAGUAUAUCUUGGAAUGUGACCAUCAUGGAGGAGACUACAAACACUGGAAAGAGUGGGGAUCUCAUGCCCAGACUUCCCAGAUCCAAUCUAUUCGCCGAAUCCAACAAUAGUGGGUUAAAACUUCCAAAAUUCCUCAAGCAUGAGAUCUUGCUAAACACUCUAGAAUUCAAUGUUCUGCCCAGAAACUGCUUUCAAAUGUUAGCUAAAA